This is a messenger RNA of Patiria miniata (bat star), 978 nucleotides long. RefSeq names its product sia-alpha-2,3-Gal-beta-1,4-GlcNAc-R:alpha 2,8-sialyltransferase-like. Gene Ontology annotation, molecular function: alpha-N-acetylneuraminate alpha-2,8-sialyltransferase activity. Bases 1 to 978 code for a protein of 325 amino acids. The transcript is spliced from 7 exons. The record is from RefSeq and is a predicted model, not a curated record. NCBI's taxonomy places the organism in Eukaryota, Metazoa, Echinodermata, Asteroidea, Valvatida, Asterinidae. Gene Ontology annotation, biological process: oligosaccharide metabolic process; N-glycan processing.
AUGGGGAUGGUGGGGAUGAUGAUGAUGAUGAUGACGAAGAUGAUGGGGAUGAUGGGGAUGAUGGGGAUGAUGGGGAUGAUGGGGAUGAUGGGGAUGAUGAGGAUGAUCCAUUUGAACAUACGCGUAGCAGCCAUCUUAGAGGGCAAUGCCAUUGUUUUGCUGAGAUGUGAACGAGUGAAGGCAAACGCUGGCAAAGUCACUCAACCGGCACUAACAUUGAAAGACCACAUCAGGCACUUUGUCAACAAAUACGCCCCCAAUUAUCCGAAGAAAGGUUACGAAUUCCUGAGGCUUCUUCGGAGGAAACGUAUCAAUCAAACUUGGUCCAGAGAUGACGCCAAUGUUGACAGAUUCAGAAAGGACAUCUUGGCAGCGUCAGGCACGAUGAGCGCCAGAAGAGCUCUCUACCUCACAAAGCAAAACACACCAAUUGGAACCCAACUGCCAUUUUAUCAGCUAGGGGACCCCGUAACGAUGACAGAAAGUUUCCACAAGCUUCUUCCUGAUAAAACAAUAUUUGAGCCACAUGAUCGAUAUAGGCGCUGUAGUGUCGUGGGCUCAAGUGGCGUACUAUCGGGCUCUGGAUGUGGUGCAGAAAUCGACAAAGCGGACUUCAUUUUCAGGUUUAAUCUUGCCCCAGUGAAAGGUUAUGAGGAUGACGUAGGAACUAAGACAAAUUUCACCACUGUCAACCAAUUCAUACUCAGCAAGGGAGAGGACCCCUUAGUUGGAAAGGAAAGCAUAGCAGCAUUUGACGCCCUCCAGCGGCAGUUUCAGGGCAGCUUGCUGUGGGUUCCAGCUUUCAGCCAGAGAGGAUACUACGAGUUCGUCCAGAGGAUUGUCAACGUCAGCCUUGCGUCAGGAAUAAUGAAACCCGUUGUUCAAAAUCCAGGCCAUUUCAUUGGCAUGAUGAGACUCUGGAGGGCGCUUCACAGACGAAGCGACUGGCCAUCCACGGGUACGGUGAUGACUGCAUAA